Messenger RNA from Macrosteles quadrilineatus (aster leafhopper), 1784 nucleotides. Its product is annotated as CLIP domain-containing serine protease HP8-like. The transcript has 7 exons. Bases 116 to 1009 code for a protein of 297 amino acids. The record is from RefSeq and is a predicted model, not a curated record. Gene Ontology annotation, molecular function: serine-type endopeptidase activity. NCBI's taxonomy places the organism in Eukaryota, Metazoa, Arthropoda, Insecta, Hemiptera, Cicadellidae. Gene Ontology annotation, biological process: proteolysis.
UCUGAUAGACUUACUAGGAAAACCACAAGAUGAGUUGACAUGAAAAGUGUAGGCGUAUUUGUUAUUAGCAGCACACAGUACUUUGACAGUGUGGUGCGAAAAAGUUAACUUUACGAUGGAGUCUACGAACAGGAUAUUCUUUAACUUCUUGUUGGUCCUUCUGAAUAUUCUUCAGGUUUAUUCAGACUUAACAAGACACCACAACUACGACCUGCUGCACAAUAGACAUUGUGGAUUCAGCGAAAGCAGUAGAAUCAUAGGAGGUGAGGAUGCAGAGAUGGGACAGUAUCCCUGGAUGGCGCUGCUUGCAUAUGUAAAUGUUAAGAAAGGUGAGACUGUAUACUACUGUGGAGGAGCUGUUAUAAGUAGAAGGUACAUCUUAACUGCAGCUCACUGCGUACACUAUCAUCGUAUUAAGUCUCUCAUGGUUCUCCUAGGAGAGUACAAGCUAGAUGAGGACCCUGACUGUGAUGGUGACAUGUGUGCCCCUCCUGUACAGAGGAUGAGAGUACAAGAGGUUCUACGUCAUCAGGACUUCAGGUACGCCAACAUGACGUCACCACACGAUAUUGCUCUAGUUCGAACUGCUGCAGACAUUAAUUUUAAUGAUUUUGUUCAGCCGAUUUGUUUACCUUUUCAUCAAUCAAACAUUAGACCUAAUACGGCGGAGGUAGCUGGAUGGGGCAGUAACACUAAAUAUGGUAAAAUAAGAACCACUACAGUCCUGCAACGUUUACGAAUGAAGCUGGUGCCAGCUGAAGACUGUCUCUUGAAGGUAUACGAAGGACAGUUGUGUACUGAAGCUAGUCGCUCGAAGGACACGUGUAAUGGAGACUCUGGUGGUCCUCUCAUGAUGAUUUUACCUGACCAUCUACAGUAUAUUCCUAGAUAUUACCUCAUCGGGGUGUUGUCAUACGGAUACCAGAUCUGCGCGUAUUCAAAGAGACCAACGACUGUCUACACUGAUGUCUCCAUGUACCUUGAGUGGAUACUAGAUAGCAUUUAUUGAUUUUACAUAACAAAUUGUACAGGAUGAAGAAUAACUACCACAUAACCUCUGACACAAGCACAAUCAUACAAAAGAUAAAACAAACCAUUACAACUUCAAUAAUAUAAUAAACCAAACCCCUUAUACAAGCAACGUAACACAUAGACGUACAUGACACUACACAUAUACAUAAUCGUACAAAACAUAAAAGGACAAAUGAACAUGGACAAUUUCAAUCUCAUUUCAAUUAUCCAUCAAAUACUUUUCUAUCAUAAUUCCUAACUGAAAACUAACCAGUCAAGCACACAAAUACAGAUGUAAUUAAAACAAAAUAGACUUAUCUCUUAUGGAUCUAGGGGAAACUAUUUUAUGUUAUGAUUCUGUAGAUGUUUUGUCAUUCAGUAACUUUGUCCCUUGUUAUUUAUUUAAACAUAUUUUAAUCUAUUUGAUUUUAACAUAUAACAAAUAUAUAACAAUAAAUUCAUAUGUCAUAGCUUGUGUCUUGUAUUAAAACAAUUGAAUUAAACACUGUAAAACUACCCAAAACUUAUAACUGUUUGUAUGUAUUAAAUUUUGAAUAAUUAUGCAGUUUAUCAGUGGAUUUUGCAUAUUUUUUACUGAAGUUGAUCAAUUAAACUCCCUCAAGUUUUAAUGUAUAAAGGAAUAAACUAACGAUUCGUAUAGUUAAAUGGUGUAAAUGAGAUAUAACCUUUUUGAAAUACUUUUAGAUUUCAAGGAAGAAUGAGUUUUAAAUUUUGGUAUUUCUAAUCUUCCUUGACACCUAUCCAUUUUCCAU